CACUGUGAUUGGUCCAUGGUCAUGGGUGUUUCCGCAUUCCGCUGUCAGUAGAAGCACAACUCUGAGCAGACUGUCGCGUGUCUGGAAGCCCGUCUACAUCUAUUCCCAGAGGAGGAUUCCCCGCUGAGUCAGGAUGCCUUAUGUCCUCGUCAGUACUCAGAUCAGACUGGAGACUGGUCCGACCUUGGUGGGGGACGAGUACUCAGACCCUGUCAUCAUGACCUACCUAGGAGCCAGGAAAACCACCAUGCUGGGAAACAACUUCUCUGAGUACCACGUAGACACCCCUCCUCGGCUGGUUCUGGACAAGCUGGAGAAGAUCGGCUUCCGAGUGGUGACCAUGACGGGCGUGGGGCAGACCCUGGUGUGGUGUCUGCACCGCGAGGCAGAGUGAGCCGUCCUGGAGGCUGGAGGGGGGCCGUCGUGGGGGCUGGAGGGGGGCCGUCCUGGAGGCUGGAGGGG
Molecule: messenger RNA, 462 nt
Organism: Osmerus eperlanus (European smelt)
Lineage: Eukaryota; Metazoa; Chordata; Actinopteri; Osmeriformes; Osmeridae
Gene: gchfr
Product: GTP cyclohydrolase I feedback regulator
Exons: 3
Coding region: 134-394 (86 amino acids)
Biological process (GO): negative regulation of biosynthetic process
Cellular component (GO): cytoplasm; nucleus
Molecular function (GO): GTP cyclohydrolase binding
Source: RefSeq, a predicted model, not a curated record